AUGUCCAGUGAAACAAAAACGAUCAAAUGUGUUUGUGUUGGCGACGGAACCGUGGGCUUUGAAUAUAUUAGAUCUAUAAGUUAUUCCAAUACCGAUGUAUUUUUAGUAUGCUACAGUGUUAUGUCUCCAAGUUCAUUCACAAAUGCUCAGAAAGUAUGGAUACCAGAAAUAAGAAGAUCAAAUCCCAAAACACCAUUCGUAAGUGUAGACAACAACAGCAGAGCGUUAAAGUUCAGUGAUGACAAUAUUGGAGAAGUGUUGGUUGGAACCAAAAUCGAUUUGAGACGAAAUGAAGAAGAAAUUGAAAAAUUAGCCAAAUCAAAAAUGAAGUCGAUUUCACGUGAACAAGGAGAAAAAAUGGCAAAAGAAUUUCAUGCUUAUGCCUACAUUGAAUGUUCAGCAUUGACACAAGAAAAUUUAGAACAAACAUUUCACAAUGCGAUUUCAGCCACAAUCGAACGAAAUAAAAAGAAAACUUCUAAACAGUUGCCUUGUUGUAAUUGUGCACUUUUGUAA
This is a messenger RNA of Didymodactylos carnosus, 516 nucleotides long. The record is from the annotation of a GenBank genome assembly. Lineage: Eukaryota; Metazoa; Rotifera; Eurotatoria; Philodinida; Philodinidae.